Messenger RNA from Chenopodium quinoa (quinoa), 2117 nucleotides. RefSeq names its product probable protein phosphatase 2C 27. Gene Ontology annotation, biological process: protein dephosphorylation. Bases 410 to 1609 code for a protein of 399 amino acids. The record is from RefSeq and is a predicted model, not a curated record. Lineage: Eukaryota; Viridiplantae; Streptophyta; Magnoliopsida; Caryophyllales; Amaranthaceae. The transcript is spliced from 4 exons. Gene Ontology annotation, molecular function: cation binding; protein serine/threonine phosphatase activity.
CUUCUUCUUCUCUAUUUUCGAUUUUCCAUUUUUUUUUUGGGUUUGUUCUUCCCUUUUUAAUUUUGAUUUUUGUUGAAUUGAUUUAUUUAUUUAUAAUCAUUUCUUCUAACUACCUAUGAUUUUCUAGGGUUUCCUUUCGAUUCUAUCCUUUUCCCCCUUUUUUUAAGGGGAAAUUUAACUUUUCAUUGUUUUUUUGAUGUUUUGUGUUGAGUUUGAUCAUCAUCAAUUUCGGAUUUGGAGGCUGGAUUUGGUUAAUUAAUUUCCAAUUUUGGAAAAUUUGAUUAGGUUUUGUGAUCUAUUGUUACUGAUUGAUUGAUUCUGGGUUUGAGAUUUGAUUGUUGGAGUUAAGAGCUGAGUGAUCGUAGUUUAAUUUUUGGUGGAAAUUGAUAAAUUGGGGGUUGAUUUUUGUAUGAAAGAGGAAAGAGUGAAUUUAUGUUCGAGAGAAGAGAUCAUGGCAGCAGGUGCUGAAUUUUCACCAACAUUUACAAUUAUAGAAACAAGUUAUAAUAAAGAAAAUAAUGCAUCCAAAAUCAAGGAUGAUGAGUGCUUGGAUGAUCUCAAGCAAACUACCAACGCUAAGCCUCCUAGGCACAUCUCUGUCGUGCGCCAUUCCAUGAGCUCUAUCACUCUUUCCCCGCCUGCCGCCCUCGAGACGGACUCGGAUGAUGGGUCUGUUUGCAGUAAAACACCUUCCGAUGAAAAACCUGGGUUUCUCCCUGUAUAUCGCUCUGGAAGCUGUGCUGAAAUAGGGCCAAAGCAAUACAUGGAAGAUGAGCAUGUUUGUAUUGAUAAUCUCCGCGAACAUCUAGGUGCAUCUGAUGAUUUUCCUUGUCCUGCAGCAUUCUAUGGGGUAUUUGAUGGUCAUGGUGGAACAGAUGCAGCUUCCUUUGUUUGUAGCAACCUUCUCAAGUAUAUAAUUGAUGAUCCACAGUUUUCAGUUUCUGUGGAGAAGGCUGUUAAGAGUGCCUUCAUUAAAGCUGAUUAUGCGUUUGCUGAUUCUAGUGCUCUUGACAUUUCUUCUGGCACCACUGCCCUGACUGCCCUAAUUUUCGGAAGGACGAUGCUAAUCGCUAAUGCUGGUGAUUGUCGUGCUGUGUUGGGAAAACGAGGUAGGGCAGUUGAGCUAUCUAAAGACCACAAACCAAAUUGCUCAUCAGAAAGACUUAGGAUUGAGAGACUUGGCGGUGUAGUAUAUGAUGGCUACCUCAAUGGCCAGUUAUCUGUAGCGCGUGCUCUUGGAGAUUGGCAUAUGAAGGGCACGAAAGGUUCCUCUUUCCCCUUAAGUGCAGAGCCUGAAUUGCAGGAACUGGUCUUGACUGAAGAUGAUGAAUUCCUUUUAUUGGCCUGUGAUGGCCUUUGGGAUGUGAUGAGCAGCCAGUGCGCUGUAACAAUUGCUCGGAGAGAACUCAUGCUUCAUAAUGAUCCUGAAAGGUGUUCUAGAGAACUUGUCAGAGAGGCACUCAAGCGCAACACGUGUGACAAUUUAACUGUUGUGGUUAUUUGUUUUUCGGCAGAUCCUCCUAGAAUUGAAAUACCUCCCACUAGACGGAGAAGUAUAUCAGCUGAAGGGCUGAAUCUAUUGAAGGGUGUAUUGGAUGGUGUCUCUUGAGUUUUUGGGUAGAAAUUGUGAAAUCUUUACACAAAGAAUGGAGGCUGCUUUUUAUUUGAAGCAAUUAUAAACUGUGAAAUGGAUUUAGGCCUGUCUAUUAAGAAGCAGGUGCAAAGAACUAAGGAUAUGCAGCUAUACAAGCUGACGGAGGGCUGUUGAGGCAGGGCAGAGUGCUUGGGAAUCUGGGAAUGUUGUAGAUGGGCCUAUUAUGAGGAUGAAUUGUGUUUCAAUUCAUUUAGAAUCAUAGUUAUGUAGGAUGUAAUUAUUCGGCGAUCAUUUUUUUGUGCACCAGGAAAUAGUAGCAAGAGUUUAUUUAUGUUGUACGACCAGGAUAAUUGUUUAGUGCUUGUAGUUGAAUAGAAACAUUAUUUCUUUUGCCCCCAUUAAUGUACGCAGCAGCUGGAUUGGGGGGUAUAUCACUUGUUUACUACUCUCUUUGUACGAAAAUUGCUGUUACAUUCUCGUUCAACCCAUUGAAAUUAAGAAUAUAACAUGAUUUUCAGAUUGA